Molecule: messenger RNA, 2323 nt
Organism: Tarenaya hassleriana
Lineage: Eukaryota; Viridiplantae; Streptophyta; Magnoliopsida; Brassicales; Cleomaceae
Exons: 10
Coding region: 305-1969 (554 amino acids)
Source: RefSeq, a predicted model, not a curated record
GGAGAGGAAAGAAAUAGGCUUUCGCUUUCCCACUCUCUCUGCUCUUCCAUCUUCAUCAUUUCGAAAAAUCUUGAGCUACAGAGAGAUCCUCACGAUCACUUUGUUUGCUCAUCGAAAACCCUCAAUCCUUCGAUCUGUCUGGCCUUCGAGCUGAGCACUCUUCUUCCUUCUACGCAUCGGAGCUUCUUCCGGAGUUUUUGUCCGGCCGACACCAGAUUCAGCGGUUUCCCGAUGCUCGCCGUGUCGGGGAUGGCAUUAUCGUGAAAUCAGUGAUGAAAUUGGUGGGGAAGGGUCCUUCGUUGCUAUGGGGGUGAUCGAUGUGUGGAGGUUCAGCUUGAGGCCGCCGACGCAGCACCCGAACGGCGGCGGAGGCGGAGGAACCAAGAAUGCGUUCUGGAGGUGGCGAUCCUCUGCGACCCAACCCAGAAAACCGGUGCCAUGGACGCGGCUCUGCGGCUUCAUGCUCUUCGCCUUGGGGCUCAUCUCACUCUUCACCGGUCACAUAGUAUCGCACCUCGAGUGGUAUUCUCAGCAGCUGGGCAAACGGAGCUUGCUGGAUAUUAGCCGCCGGGAACCUAUUAAUAUAUGGAAGUCAAAAUAUUCUAAGUUCUUCUACGGAUGCAGUGAAAGAGGGAAAAACUUUCCUCCUGCUGUCCGUCAACAAUCCUCCAAUGGGUUUUUGCUUAUUGCAGCAAGUGGGGGGCUGAAUCAACAAAGAACAGGAAUAACCGAUGCGGUAGUUGUGGCAUGGAUUCUAAAUGCUACUUUAGUUUUACCCGAGUUGGAUCACCAUUCCUUUUGGAAGGAUGACAGUGACUUUGCUGACAUUUUUGACAUGAAUUGGUUCAUCUCUUCUCUCGCCAAAGAUGUGACUAUAAUAAAGAGAGUUCCUGAUAGGAUCAUGCGGUCGAUGGAGAAACCUCCUUAUACCAUGCGUGUCCCCAGAAAAUCUCCUCCUGAGUAUUAUCUUGAUCAAGUAUUGCCAAUUCUCUUGAGAAGACGUGUUUUACAGUUGACGAAGUUUGACUAUAGACUAGCAAAUGACCUGGAUGAAGAGCUGCAAAAAUUGCGGUGCAGGGUCAAUUAUCAUGCUUUAAGAUUCACAAAACCUAUACAGUCACUUGGGAUGAAAGUGGUCAAGAGAAUGCGAAAGAUGGCCAAACGUUUUAUAGCUGUUCACUUGAGGUUUGAGCCUGAUAUGUUAGCCUUCUCCGGUUGUUAUUUCGGCGGGGGUGACAAAGAGCGAGGCGAGCUGGUAGAAAUAAGAAAGAGAUGGGACACAUUGCCCGAUUUGAGUCCUCUAGAAGAGAGAAAGCGUGGGAAAUGCCCUCUAACUCCUAUGGAAGUGGGCUUGAUGCUGCGUGCUCUUGGUUUUGGAAAUGAUACGUAUAUUUAUGUUGCAUCUGGAGAAAUUUAUGGUGGAGAGGAGACACUGAGACCCCUCAGAGAGCUUUUUCCAAACUUUUACACUAAAGAGAUGCUUGCCAACGAUGAGCUCAAGCCUUUGCUUCCGUAUUCUUCACGUCUUGCUGCCAUUGACUACAUUGUUUGCGAUGAGAGUGACGUCUUUAUCACUAACAACAACGGAAAUAUGGCCAAGAUUCUCGCAGGCCGAAGGAGGUACAUGGGCCACAAGAGGACAAUCAGGCCAAACGCGAAGAAGCUCAGUGCUCUGUUCAUGGACCGUGAAAAUAUGGACUGGCAAACCUUUGCGAAGAAGGUAAAAGCUUGUCAGCGUGGAUUCAUGGGUGACCCAGAUGAGAUCAGACCUGGACGUGGAGAGUUUCACGAGUUCCCACAGCCUUGCAUAUGUCAGAGACCUUUCUCCUACGACAAACCCAUCAAUGACGAGGAAGAAGACAAUCUAGAUGAGGAUAACAACAGCUCACAAGGUCUCAACAACACUAGCCCCGGGCAUGAACGCCUGUCUUCACCAGAGGACGAGCAUGAGGAAGUUUUCCCGGACUAGCCUUUUUACCCCUACUCUUUAUGUGCUUCACCGCAAGGUUUUUACUGCGCGGUUACCGGACAUUACAGUGGCCAGGUGAUGCUGGGGAGAUCAACCCACUCAGGUAGUAUAGGAGAAGACAGUUUCUAAGGAAAUGUUCAUAGAUUAAGAGAGAUUUUGUAUCCAAAUAGAGAGGUAAACCCUCGUCCCCGGUAAUUGUAAUGUCUCAUUUGGUCUGUUCUUUUUUUUUUUUUUGGAACUUUAGUCGCUUUUCCCUGUAUCUUUCCUUUUUUUUUACGUGUAAAUUCCAGCUUUUGGCUUCAGAUUCUCGUUUUUUUUGGAUCUCAAAAAAGAAAAAAAUUGUGUUGGAAACUU